This is a messenger RNA of Lathyrus sativus (Indian pea), 2064 nucleotides long. NCBI's taxonomy places the organism in Eukaryota, Viridiplantae, Streptophyta, Magnoliopsida, Fabales, Fabaceae. The record is from the annotation of a GenBank genome assembly.
AUGGGCUGUAAUUUUUCAAAACUUGAUAAACUUCCAGCAGUGUCCUUGUGCCGCGACCGCUCUAAAUUCAUAGAUGAAUCACUCCAUCAAAGCUAUGCUCUUGCGGAUGCACACGUGGCACACAUGGAAUCCCUCCGGACACUCGGCCCGGCACUCGUCAGUUUCUUCCAACAACCCGAAGAUUACAGCUGCGAAAUCAAUGCUUCCAUCUCAAAAACAUCAUCUCCUUUGAGUUCGCUUUUUUCUUCUGAUUCAGAUGCUGCACGAGUCCUUCUGCAUUCUGAAUCAGAAACUGAUGAAGCAGAAAGAGAAAGAGAAUCACAAUUAUGCACUCACCAUGACAAUGUAUUAUCGUCGGUUCCAGAUAAUGCGACUUUCAUGAAUUAUGUCAAACCUAUUUAUGAUUCCUAUUCUCCACAGCCUCCGUCUAAUACCACAGCCAUGUUUUCCAGGUUGAAGCCGCCGUCGCCGCCUCCUCCGAGUAACUCUGCUUGGGAUUUCUUAAACUUCUUUGAACCUUAUGAGAAGUAUCAAGUACCUUACUACGACGGUGGUGACGGUUACAAUGACACUAACUUAAGGGUUGAGAAAGAAAAGAGAAAUGUUAAAACUCAGAAAAGUGAGUGUGUUAAAUCCAAAGGCGGAGGAGAUAAAGUAUGUAAGCCAGAAAAUAGAGAAGGGAAACAUAAGAAAAUCAAUUUGAAAGAGGAGAAAAAUUCAUCGGAGUUAGAAGAAUGUAGCGACUUUGUGAAAGUGAUUUGUGAAGCGGUGAAAGAAAUUGAUAUUCUAUUUCAGACAGCAUCGGAUUCGGGGAACAAGAUUUUGGAGAUGUUAGACGUUGGAAAACUCCGUUACCAUUCAAAAACUGAAGUCAGUACAGGUUUGUUGAAGAUUAUGGAUGUGUUUAGUCAGCCAAAUCCAGUGAUGAAUAAAUGCUUGGAGGGUUCAUCGCUUCGACGGAAAACAGAAUCUGAUUGCGAAGGAGUUUGUAAAGACAAGGGUCUUAGCUGUGGAAAUCUUUGCUCCACUUUGAGUAAGCUGUGUCUGUGGGAAAAGAAGCUGUAUCAAGAAGUGAAGGCUGAAGAAAAAAUGCGCACACUUCGUGAGAAGAAGUGCAAGCAGUUAAAAUGUAUGACUAAGAAAAAUGCAGAUGCUCAAAAAAUUGAUUCUGUUGAAGCUUUGAUUGAUAUUUUGGUUAUGAAAAUGAAAAUUUCUUUCCAAGCAGUUGACAAGAUAUCUAUUACGAUCAGUAAGUUGACAGAAGAAGAGCUAUGGCCACAAAUCGACAUGUUUAUUCUCAUGUUUUUCAGAAUGUGGAAAGAUAUGCAAGAAUGUUACAAACUUCAGUAUCAGAAAAUUGUUGAAACAAAAGCUUUAGACCUCUCCAUAUUCAACAGAAAACCUUGCCAUGCUAAUAUUGAAGCAGCACUAAAUCUUAAAUCUGAGUUACAGGAAUGGAUUUUAAGCUUCUUAGAUUGGAUUCAAGCUCAGAAAUCUCUUGUGAAAGCUCUGAAUAAUUGGUUAGUAAGAUGUCUAAUGUAUGAACCUGAAGAAAUAGUUGAUGGUUCAACUCCUUUUGAUGCACCACCUGUGUUUGUGAUAUGUAACAAGUGGUCAAAGGCAAUGGAUAAUAUCUCAGAGAAGAAUGUUAUUGAAGCUGUAAAUGGAUUCAUACUUCGAAUCAAUGAACCAUUGGAAAAGUAUGUUUUGGAGCAUCAGAAUAAUUCAACAUUGGAUAAGGAAUUAGAGAGAAAAGUGAAAAUUGCGGAGAGACAACGGCAAAAGAUGCAGAGAAAAGUGAAAAUUGUGGAGAGACAAGAGCAAAAGAAAAAGAUGGUUACAAUUGCAAAAGCACUUAAAGAAGAGACCAAUGCUAUGUUGAAAGGAGAUGCUGUGAAUAAUAAUGCUGAUAUAGUUGAUUCUACUAGUUUGCAAUCAGGUUUGAAGCAGAUCCUUUUUGCCAUGGAGAAGUUCAGUGCAACAAAUGCUAGCUUAUAUGAAGAACUUUCCCAACAGAUUAAGCAAGAUGAUCAUGUUUUAGGAGAAUCCAACAAAAAUCACUAA